AUGACGCCAUUCUCAAGCUGUGGCAGUGGAAAUUUUCGCUGUGGAAAUGGAUAUUGUAUCCCUGCAGCUUGGAGGUGCGAUGGAACCAGAGACUGUUUGGAUGAUACAGAUGAAAUUGGUUGUGCUCCUCAUUCCUGCAGAACAGGCUAUUUCCUGUGUCAGAGUGAAGGAACCUGCAUCCCUCAGUCCUGGGUGUGUGACCAGGAUGAGGACUGCUCGGACGGCUCAGAUGAACAUCAGAAUUGCCCUGGGAUAACAUGCUCAAGUCAGCAGCUGACAUGCUCCAAUGGUCAGUGUGUUCCGAGGGAGUACAGGUGCGAUCACGUCAGAGACUGCUCCGAUGGAACUGACGAGACGGGCUGCCAUUACCCAACAUGUGAUCAGCUUACCUGUGCCAAUGGAGCCUGUUACAACAUGAGUCAGAAGUGUGAUCAGAAAGUUGAUUGCAGAGAUUCCUCUGAUGAAGCUAACUGCACUGGACUGUGCAUGCACAAUGAAUUUGAGUGUGGCAAUGGAGACUGUAUUCCUCGCUCCUUUAUCUGUGACCACGACAAUGACUGUGAAGAUAAUAGUGAUGAACGCAAUUGCAACUAUGAUACCUGCGGUGGCCACCAGUUCACCUGCUCCAAUGGCAUCUGCAUUAGCCAGACCUGGGUUUGUGAUGGAGAUGAUGACUGCCAAGAUGCCGGGGAUGAAGAUGGAUGCAAUAGCAAUCAACAUAAUUCAUGUUACCCAAGAGAAUGGGCUUGCCCAAUGUCUGGGCAUUGUAUCUCAAUUGAUAAGGUUUGUGACGGGGUUUUAGACUGUCCAGGAGGAGAAGAUGAAAACAACGCCACAAGUGGAAGAUACUGUGGUUCGGGUUCCUGCUCUGUCUUAAACUGUGAGUACCAAUGCCACGAGACACCAGAUGGAGGACAAUGUUUUUGUCCCACAGCUCAUAUUAUCAACCCCAACGACACCCGUACCUGCAUUGCUUUUGAUGAUUGCCAGAUAUGGGGAAUUUGUGACCAGAAGUGUGAAAACAAACAUGGCCAUCACCAGUGCCUCUGCGAGGAAGGGUAUAUCUUGGAACGUGGACAGCACUGCAAAGCUAACAACUCCUUCAGUCCAGCUGCCAUUAUUUUCUCCAAUGGUCGAGAUUUGCUAAUUGGGGAUCUUCAUGGAAGGAACUUCCGGAUUCUAGUACAGUCUCAAAACCGUGGUGUGGCCAUGGGUGUGGAUUUUCACUAUCAGCAGCACAGAGUGUUUUGGACAGACCCUGUGCAAGAUAAGGUUUUUUCAGUUGACAUUAAUGGCUUAAAUAUACGAGAAGUUCUGAAUGAGUCUAUUGAUGCUCCAGAGAAUCUGGCUGUGGACUGGGUCAAUAAUAAACUUUAUCUGGUAGAGACCAAGGUCAACCGCAUAGAUAUGGUAAAUUUGGAUGGAAGUCAACGUGUUACUCUUAUAACUGAAAACUUAGGGUAUCCUAGAGGAAUUGCCCUGGACCCAACUGUGGGCUAUUUGUUUUUCUCAGACUGGAUGAGCCUUUCUGGGCAGCCUAAGUUGGAAAGAGCUUUCAUGGAUGGCAGUAAUAGGAGAGACUUGGUAAAGACAAAGUUGGGGUGGCCUGCUGGGAUCACUCUGGAUAUGGUGUCUAGGCGUAUUUACUGGGUGGACUGCCGAUAUGACUACAUUGAAACUGUUACGUACGAUGGAAUCCAAAGGAAGACAGUAGUUCACGGUGGCUCCCGAGUUCCUCACCCCUUCGGAAUAAGCUUGUUUGAAGAACAUGUGUUCUUCACUGAUUGGACAAAGAUGGCUGUGAUGAGGGCAAACAAGUUCACAGAGACCAACCCCCAAGUGCACCACCAGUCUUCACUGAGGCCCUAUGGAGUGACUGUUUACCAUGGUCUCAGGCAGCCCAAUGCUACCAAUCCAUGUGGAAAUAACAAUGGGGGCUGUGAGCAGAUCUGUGUUCUCAGCCAUAGGACAGAUAAUGGAGGCCUGGGCUACCGGUGCAAAUGCAAAUUUGGCUUUAAACUGGAUACCGACGAGAGCCACUGUGUGGCUGUGAAGAACUUCCUGCUCUUUUCAUCCCAAAUGGCUGUGCGUGGGAUUCCGCUCACCCUCUCCACCCAGGAAGAUGUCAUGGUUCCAGUCUCCGGGAGUCCUGCUUUUUUUAUUGGGCUUGAUUUUGAUGCCCAGCACAGCACCAUCUUUUACUCAGACACAUCAAAAGAUAUAAUUUAUAAACAAAAGAUUGAUGGCACAGGAAGAGAAAUUCUCGCAGCUAACAGGGUGGCUAAUGUUGAAUGUUUGGCUUUUGACUGGAUUUCAAGGAAUCUCUACUGGACAGAUGCUUCACUAAAGAGUGUCACUGUCAUGAAGCUAGCUGAUAAGUCGAGGCGAGAAAUAGUCAAGAAUUUAAACAACCCACGGUCCAUUGUGGUACAUCCUACUGCUGGGUAUAUAUUCUUCAGUGAUUGGUUCCGUCCUGCUAAAAUUAUGAGAGCAUGGAGUGAUGGAUCUCACCUUAUGCCUGUAGUGAACACUACUCUGGGAUGGCCCAACGGCUUGGCCAUUGAUUGGGGUGCUUCGCGAUUGUACUGGGUAGAUGCGUUUUUUGAUAAAAUUGAACACAGCACCUUUGAUGGUUUAGAUAGAAAAAGACUGGGCCAUAUAGACCAGAUGACGCAUCCCUUUGCACUCACCAUCUUUAGAGAUGUUCUGUUUUUUACUGACUGGAGACUUGGUGCCAUUAUUCGAGUCAGGAAAUUGGAUGGUGGAGAUAGGACAGUUAUUCGAAGUGGCAUCAACAACAUAAUGUAUGUGAAAGCAUAUAAUGCUGACAUCCAGACUGGGUCUAACUACUGCAGUCAACCCACCCAUCCCAAUGGCGACUGCAGCCACUUCUGCUUCCCUGUGCCAAACUUCCAGCGUGUGUGUGGGUGUCCCUAUGGAAUGAAACUUUCGUCUAACCAAAGGACGUGUGAGGGAGACCCAGCCCAUGAGCCGCCCACAGAUCAGUGUGGCUCUUUUUCUUUUGCCUGCAACAAUGGCAAAUGUGUGCCUGACUACUUCCGCUGUGAUGGACUCGAUGACUGUCUUGACAACAGUGAUGAGUAUCAGUGUGGUGCAUUUAAUAAUUCUUGUUCACCUUCGGCAUUCACUUGUGUCCAUGGAGGACAGUGCAUCCCUGACCAGUGGCGCUGUGACAAGCAGAAUGACUGUCUAGAUGGCAGUGAUGAGCAAAACUGCCCCACCAGAGCUCCUUCCACCUGCCCGCAGGCCUACUUCACCUGUGACAAUCACAUGUGUGUCCCCUUAAACUGGGUCUGUGACACAGACAAUGAUUGUAGCGAUGGAUCGGAUGAAAAGAACUGUGGAACUUCACAGACAUGCCAGUCUACUCAAUUUCGUUGCCCUGACCAUCGCUGUAUUGACCCAUCUUAUGUCUGUGAUGGGGACAAAGACUGUGUUGAUGGAUCUGAUGAGACAGGCUGUGUAUUUAACUGCACAUCUUUUCAAUUCAAAUGUGCUGAUGGGAGUGCAUGCAUUAACAACAGAUACCGUUGUGAUGGUGUUUCUGAUUGCAAGGACAACUCUGAUGAGGCGGGCUGUUCUACCAGGCCUCCUGGUAUGUGCCACUCAGAUGAAUUUCAGUGCCAAGGAGAUGGUACCUGCCUCCCCAACACUUGGGAGUGUGAUGGGCAUCCAGACUGUAUCGAUGGAUCUGAUGAGCACCAUGGCUGUGUCUCCAAGACCUGUUCUUCAUCUCAUUUCCUCUGUGACAAUGGAAACUGCAUCUACAAAAACUGGCUCUGUGAUGGGGACAAUGACUGCAGAGAUAUGAGCGAUGAGAGGAACUGCCCUACGCAGCCCUUCCGGUGUCCCAGUUGGCAGUGGCAGUGCCCGGGCUACGGCAUCUGUGUCAAUCUAAGUGCACUAUGUGAUGGAAUCUUUGAUUGUCCAAAUGGGACUGAUGAGUCCCCACUUUGCAACCAGGACAGCUGCUUACAUUUGAAUGGUGGUUGCACUCACAAUUGUAUUCAAGGGCCCUUUGGGGCUAAAUGCGUAUGCCCAUCAGGAUACCAACUUGCCAAUGACACUAAGACCUGUGAAGAUAUAAAUGAAUGUGAUAUUCCAGGCUUUUGUAGCCAGCACUGUUUCAAUAUGAGAGGUUCUUUCCGGUGUGCUUGUGAUGCAGGCUACAUAUUAGAACCUGAUGGAAGGACUUGCAAAGUCACAGCGUCUGAAAAUCUACUGUUACUUGUAGCAAGUCAGGACAAGAUUAUUGCAGACAAUAUCACUUCCCAGAUCCACAGUAUCUUUUCACUGGUCCAAGAUGCUUCUUAUGUUGUAGCUCUUGACUUUGAUUCAGUUACUGGUCGUGUCUUUUGGUCUGACUUAAAUCAGGGUAAAACCUGGAGUGCCUUUCAAAAUGGAACAGACAAGAGAAUAGUACAUGAGAGUGGUGUCUCUGUGACAGAAACUAUUGCCGUAGAUUGGAUAGGUCGCAAUCUUUACUGGACAGACUAUGCUCUGGAAACAAUUGAAGUCUCUAAAAUUGAUGGAAGCCAUAGAACAGUGUUGAUUAGCAAAAACAUAACUAACCCAAGGGGAUUAGUGUUGGAUCCCAGAAUGAGUGACCAUCUAAUGUUCUGGUCUGACUGGGGCCAUCACCCUCGCAUUGAGCGAGCUAGCAUGGAUGGCACUUUGCGGACAGUCAUUGUUCAAGACAAGAUCUACUGGCCCUGUGGUUUAACUAUUGAUUACCCCAACCGACUGGUCUACUUCAUGGAUGCCUAUCUGGAUUACAUCGAUUUUUGUGAUUAUGAUGGGCACCAUAGGAGGCAGGUGAUUGCUAGUGAUUUGGUUCUGCGUCAUCCCCAUGCCUUGACUCUGUUUGAAGAAUCUGUGUACUGGACUGACCGUGGUACUCUUCAGGUUAUGCAGGCCAACAAAUGGCAUGGGGGGAACCAGACAGUUGUAAUGUAUAAUGUUCGCCGGCCUCUUGGGAUCGUUGCUGUUCAUCGUUCAAGGCAGCCAUCUGCCCCGAAUCCAUGUGCCUCUGCCGCGUGUAGCCACCUCUGCCUGCUCUCUGCACGGGGGCCUCAGCGGUAUUCCUGUGCUUGUCCUUCUGGAUGGAACCUCUCUCAUGAUUCUGUCAAUUGUGUGAAAGGUGAUCAGGCUUUCUUGAUGAGUGUAAGAAACCAUCUAAUUUUUGGAAUCUCCCUCGAUCCUGCGGAGAAGAGCAAUGAUGCUAUGGUUCCUAUAGCAGGGAUUCAGAAUGGUUUUGAUGUUGAAUUUGAUGACUCAGAGCAAUUCAUCUAUUGGGUUGAGAAUCCAGGUGAAAUCCACAGAGUGAAGACAGAUGGCACCAACAGGACAGUGUUUGCACCUCUGUCUCUGCUGGGGUCUUCACUGAGCCUGGCACUAGAUUGGGUGUCAAGAAACAUAUAUUAUACCACUCCUGCAAGUCAGUCCAUCGAGGUGUUGACGCUUCGGGGAAAUACAAGAUAUGGGAAAACGCUGAUAACCAACGAUGGCACUUCUCUUGGUGUUGGUUUCCCGGUUGGCAUAACUGUUGAUCCUGCACGUGGGAAACUAUAUUGGUCAGACCAGGGGACAGACAGUGGGGUACCUGCCAAGAUUGCAAGUGCUAACAUGGAUGGCACAUCUUUAAAGAUUCUCUUCACUGGAAACCUGGAACACCUGGAGGUUGUCACCCUUGACAUUCAGGAGCAGAAGCUCUACUGGGCGGUCACCAGCAGGGGCGUGAUCGAGAGAGGAAAUGUGGAUGGUACGGAACGCAUGAUCCUGGUGCACCACCUGUCCCACCCGUGGGGACUUGCAGUCCAUGGUUCCUUCCUUUACUAUACUGACGAACAGUAUGAAGUCAUUGAAAGAGUUGACAAGUCCUCCGGGAGCAACAAAGUUAUCCUGAGAGAUAACAUUCCAAGCUUGAGGGGCCUUCGAGUUUAUCAUAGGCGCAAUGCUGCUGACUCUCCCAAUGGCUGUAGCAACAAUCCGAAUGCUUGUCAGCAGAUUUGCCUGCCUGUACCAGGUGGAAUGUUUUCCUGUGCCUGUGCCAGUGGAUUUAAACUCAAUCCUGAUCGUCGGACCUGCUCUUCAUAUAAUUCUUUCAUUGUUGUUUCCAUGCUGUCUGCAAUCAGAGGCUUUAGCUUGGAAUUGUCAGAUCAUUCAGAGGCCAUGGUGCCAGUGGCUGGCCGAGGACGAAAUGCACUGCAUGUGGAUGUGGAUGUCGCCUCCGGCUUUGUUUACUGGUGUGAUUUCAGCACCUCUGUGCAAUCUUUUAAUGCGAUUCAUAGAAUCAAACCAGAUGGAUCUUCUUUUACCAACAUCAUUACAGAUGGCAUAGGACCAAAUGGAGUCCGGGGUAUUGCAGUGGAUUGGGUAGCAGGAAAUCUCUAUUUUACCAAUGCCUUUGUGUAUGUAACACUGAUAGAAGUGCUACGGAUCAACACCACCUACCGCCGUGUUCUCCUUAAAGCCACAGUAGAUAUGCCGAGACAUAUUGUUGUUGACCCCAAGAACAGAUAUCUCUUCUGGGCUGAUUAUGGGCAGAAACCAAAGAUUGAACGCUCUUUUCUUGACUGUACCAAUAGAACUGUACUUGUUUCUGAAGGCAUUGUCACACCACGGGGCUUGGCAGUGGACCAUGGCAAUGACUAUAUUUAUUGGGUUGAUGAUUUCUUAGAUUUAAUUGCAAGAAUCCAUAUUAAUGGAGGGGAAUCUGAAAUGAUUCGUUUUGGUAGUCGUUACCCAACUCCUUAUGGUAUCACUGUGUUUGGAGAGUCUAUCAUAUGGGUAGAUAGAAAUUUGAAAAAAAUCUUCCAAGCUAGCAAGCAGCCAGCAAACACAGAUCCACCAACAGUGAUAAGAGACAAUAUCAACUGGUUACGAGAUGUGACCAUCUUUGAUGAACGUGUCCAGCCCCGGUCUCCAGCAGAGGUCAACAAUAACCCUUGCUUGGGAAGUAAUGGCGGCUGCUCCCAUUUCUGCUUCGCUUUACCUGAAUUGCACAUGCCAAAAUGUGGAUGUGCCUUUGGGAUUUUGGAAAGUGAUGGCAAGAGCUGUGCCAUUCCAAGAGAAGAUUUCCUCAUCUAUGCCUUGGAUAAUUCCUUGAGAAGCUUACACUUUGACCCUGAAGACCAUAGCCCGCCUUUCCAAGAAAUGAACGUGCAAAGAACUGCCAUUGCUUUGGAUUAUGACAAGAAAAAUAAUAGAAUAUUCUUCACACAAAGUUUAAACUCUGGACAUGGCCAGAUUUCCUAUGUCAACCUGUACUCAGGGAUCAGUUCUCUGACUGUCAUUGCUUCAGAUAUAGGUACUGCUGAUGGCAUUGCCUUUGACUGGAUUAAUAGAAGAAUUUAUUACAGUGACUACAUCAACCAGACAAUUUAUUCCAUGGCUGAAAAUGGAUCUAAUCGUUCUGUGAUAGCCCGUGUUCCAAAACCAAGAGCAAUUGUGUUAGAUCCUUGCCGAGGGUACAUGUACUGGACUGACUGGGGGACAAAUGCCAAAAUUGAGAGAGCCACACUGGCAGGAAACUUUAGGGUCCCCAUUGUGAACACCAGCCUGGUUUGGCCCAAUGGACUCACUUUGGACCGCGAGACAGACCUUCUGUACUGGGCCGAUGCUAGUCUGCAGAAGAUUGAGCGCAGUACUCUCACAGGCACGAACCGUGAAGUCGUUGUCAGCACUGCCUUUCAUUCUUUUGGCUUGAUCGUCUACAGCCAGUACAUUUAUUGGACUGACUUCUUCACAAAAAAAAUUUACCGAGCUAACAAAUAUGAUGGGUCAGAUCUGAUUGCGAUGACCACCAGCUUGCCUGUCCGGCCUAAGGGCAUUUCCACAGUCAUGAAAAAUGAGCAGCAGCAGUGUGGCAAUCCUUGUGAUCAGUUUAAUGGGGGCUGCAGCCAUAUCUGUACACCAGGUCCAAAUGGAGCCGAAUGCCAGUGUCCACAUCAAGGCAACUGGUAUCUGGCCAACAACAAUAAGCAUUGCAUUGUGGACACUGGUGCCCGGUGUGAUGUAUCCCAGUUCACCUGCCGCAAUGGGCUCUGCAUCCCAGAGACUUGGAAAUGUGAUAAUGACAAUGACUGUGGCGACGGCAGCGAUGAGUUGGAAACUGUCUGUGCAUUUCACACUUGCCGGUCGACAGCCUUCACUUGUACCAACAGGCGAUGUGUCCCAUACAACUAUCGCUGUGAUCACUAUGAUGAUUGUGGUGACAACAGUGACGAGGCAGGCUGCCUGUUCAGGAACUGCAACAGCACCACAGAGUUUACCUGUGGCAAUGGGAGGUGCAUACCGCUCGAUUAUGUCUGCAAUGGCCUUAACAACUGUCAUGAUAAUGACAUCUCAGAUGAGAAAAAUUGCCCCCCUCGCACUUGCCAGCCUCCACUCACAAGAUGCCAGAAUACAAAUAUUUGUAUUUCUCGAUACUUUUUGUGUGAUGGAGACAAUGACUGUGGGGAUAUGAGUGAUGAAAACCCCACUUACUGCAGAACAUUCACAUGCAGCAGCAGUGAGUUCCAGUGCACAUCUUCUCCACAAUGCAUUCCACAGUCCUGGUACUGUGAUAAUACAGACGACUGUACUGAUGGCUCUGAUGAACCGGCCUCUUGUGGUAAGAGUCAGCCAACCUGCAGAGCUAAUGAGUUCACAUGUGAUAAUGGCAGGUGUAUUUCAAGAAACUGGAUCUGUGAUGGUGAUAACGACUGUGGGGACAUGAGUGACGAGGAUGGAAGACAUCAUUGUGAGAAUAGGAACUGUUCAAGCACACAGUUUCUAUGUGCAAAUAACAGACCGCCGAGCAGGAGGUGCAUCCCCCAAAACUGGGUCUGUGAUGGUGAUGCAGAUUGUGCUGAUGCCCUUGAUGAACAACAGAAUUGUACCAGGAGAUCGUGUGCUGAAGAUGAAUUCACAUGUGGCAAUGGACGGUGUGUCAGGGAAAUAUUCAGGUGUGACCGGCACAAUGACUGCGGUGACUACAGUGAUGAGAGGUCCUGCUCCUACCCGCCCUGCCAGGCCAAUGAGUUUACCUGCCAAAACGGACAGUGCAUUAAUAGGAACUUUGUCUGUGAUAAUGACAAUGACUGUGGAGAUGGAUCAGAUGAGCAAGACCACUUGUGUCACAUCCCGGAACCCACAUGCCCCCCUCAUCAGUUCAGAUGUGACAAUGGUCACUGCAUCGAGAUGGGGAAGGUCUGCAACCACAUAGAUGACUGCUCUGACAACAGUGACGAGAAAGGCUGUGGCAUUAAUGAAUGCCAGGACCCUUCAAUCAGUCGCUGUGACCACAACUGUACAGACACCAUAACCAGUUUCUACUGCUCCUGUCGUCCUGGGUACAAGCUCAUGUCUGACAAGCGGACUUGUGUUGAUAUUGAUGAAUGCAAGGAGACGCCACAUGUGUGUAGCCAGAAGUGUGAGAAUGUAGUAGGAUCUUAUUAUUGUAAGUGUGCCCCGGGCUACAUUCGUGAGGCAGACGGCAAGAGGUGUCGACAGAACAGCAACAUUGAGCCCUACCUCAUCUUCAGCAACCGUUAUUAUCUGAGAAAUUUAACCACAGAUGGCAGGCUUUACUCCCUCAUUCUGCAAGGAUUGAGCAAUGUUGUGGCACUGGACUUUGACAGAGUAGAAAAGAGAUUGUAUUGGAUUGAUAUCCAGAAGCAUGUCAUUGAGAGGAUGUUUCUGAAUAAGACAAACAGGGAGACAAUUGUAAGCCACAGAGUAACAGGUGCAGAAAGUCUGGCUGUUGACUGGGUUUCCAGAAAACUCUAUUGGUUGGAUACUAUCCUGGACUGUCUGUUUGUCUCUGACCUUGAUGGUCAACACCGCCGCAUGCUAGCCCAGCACUGUAUGGAUUCGAAUAACACCUUCUGCUUCGAUCAUCCCAGAGGCAUUGUCCUUCAUCCUCAAAACGGGCAUGUCUACUGGGCAGACUGGGGUGAUCACUCAUACAUUGGAAGAGUUGGAAUGGAUGGAGCCAAUAAGUCUGUGAUUAUCUCUACCAAGAUAGAAUGGCCCAAUGCUAUCACCAUUGAUUACACCAAUGAUCUCCUGUACUGGGCAGAUGCUCACCUGGGUUACAUUGAGUACUCUGAUUUGGAAGGCCAGCAUCGACACACAGUGUAUGAUGGGAUACUGCCUCACCCCUUCGCUAUUACCAUUUUUGAAGAUACUAUUUUUUGGACAGAUUGGAAUACAAGGACAAUUGAAAAGGGAAACAAAUAUGAUGGGUCCAAUAGGGAGGUGUUGGUGAACACAACACACAGACCCUUUGACAUCCAUGUGUACCAUCCGUACAGGCAGCCUAUUGUGAACAAUCCCUGUGGUACCAACAAUGGUGGCUGUUCUCAUCUGUGCCUCAUCAAAGCAGGGGGGAGAGGAUUUACCUGUGAGUGUCCUGAUGACUUCCAGACCAUUCGGAUGAGAGACAGAACACUUUGCAUGCCCAUGUGCUCCAGCACCCAGUUCCUGUGUGGUAACAAUGAAAAGUGUAUUCCCAUCUGGUGGAAAUGUGAUGGACAAAGAGACUGCUCUGACGGCUCCGAUGAACCAGACCUGUGCCCACACCGUUUCUGCCGCCUGGGACAGUUCCAGUGCAAAGAUGGCAACUGCACCAACCCCCAGGCCUUGUGCAAUGUGCACCAGGACUGUGCUGAUGGCUCUGAUGAAGACCAUGCACUCUGUGAUCAUCACCGGUGUGAAGCCAAUGAAUGGCAAUGUGCCAACAAGCGUUGCAUCCCAGAAGCCUGGCAAUGUGAUUCAGUGAAUGAUUGCCAGGACAAUUCAGAUGAAGCCACUUCCCACUGUGCCAGCAGGACCUGCAGACCUGGCCAGUUCAGGUGUAACAAUGGUCGCUGUAUUCCACUGAGCUGGAAGUGUGAUGUAGAUAAUGAUUGUGGAGACUACUCAGAUGAGCCCAUCCAUGAAUGCUUGACUGCUGCUUACUCCUGUGACAACCACACGGAAUUCAGCUGUAAAACAAACUACCGCUGCAUCCCACAGUGGGCUGUGUGCAAUGGUUUUGAUGACUGCAGGGACAACAGUGAUGAGCAAGGCUGUGAGUCAAGGCCAUGUGAUCCUACUGGGGAUUUCCGCUGUAAAAAUCACCAGUGCAUCCCUCUCCGCUGGAAGUGUGAUGCCUAUGAUGACUGUGGAGAUAACUCAGAUGAGGAAAACUGUGCUCCUCGGGAUUGCACAGAGAGCGAGUUUCGUUGUGCCGAUCAGCAAUGCAUUCCCUCUCGAUGGGUCUGUGACCAAGACAAUGACUGUGGAGACAACUCGGAUGAACUGGAUUGUGAGUUGAAGACCUGUCAUCCUGAACAUUUUCAGUGUUCAAGUGGACACUGUGUGCCCAAUGCAUUCAAAUGUGAUGGAAGACCAGACUGCUUUGAUGCCUCUGAUGAAUCUACUUGUCCUACUCGUUUUCCCAACGGUACUUACUGCCCAGCUGCCAUGUUCGAGUGUAAAAACCACGUGUGCAUACAGUCAUUUUGGAUAUGUGAUGGAGAUAAUGACUGUAUCGAUGGCUCUGAUGAAGAACUUCACUUGUGCUUCAAUGUUCCGUGUGACCCACCACAUCGUUUCAGGUGUGACAACAGUCGCUGCAUUUAUGCUCACCAGCUGUGCAAUGGUGUGGAUGACUGUGGAGAUGGAACUGAUGAGACCGAAGAGCACUGUAGAAAACCAACCCUUAAACCUUGCACAGGAAAUGAAUAUAAAUGUAGCAAUGGAAACUGCAUUUCAGAGCACUAUGUGUGUGACAAUGUUGAUGACUGUGGUGACAAUUCUGAUGAACUGGGUUGCAAUGUAGGAGAUCAAAGAACAUGUGCUGAAAAUCUAUGUGAACAGAACUGCACCCAAUUAAAUGGAGGAGGAUUUAUCUGCUCCUGUGGAACUGGGUUCAAAACUAGUACUUUGGACAGAAACUCCUGUCAAGACAUCAACGAAUGUGAGCAAUUUGGGGUUUGCGCCCAGAGCUGUCAAAACACCAAAGGAAGUUAUGAAUGUUUCUGUGCUGAUGGUUUCACGUCGAUGAGUGCCCACCAUGGAGAACGGUGUGCAGCUGAUGGAAACCCACCUUUGUUGCUCCUGCCUGAUAAUGUUCGAAUCCGAAAGUACAAUAUCUCAUCUGAGAAGUUCUCAGAGUAUCUUGAUGAGGAAGAACAUAUCCAGACUAUUGACUAUGAUUGGGAUCCUGAGGGCCUGGGUGUCAGUGUUGUAUAUUACUCUGUGCUGGCACAGGGCUCUACAUUUGGUGCUAUCAAACGAGCCUACAUCCCCAACUUUGAAUCUGGUAGCAACAAUCCCAUUCGUGAAGUUGACUUGGGCCUGAAGUAUAUAAGGCAGCCAGAUGGAUUAGCUGUGGACUGGGUUGGAAGGCAUAUUUACUGGACAGAUGCCAGGAGCCAACGGAUCGAGGUGGCUAGACUUGAUGGACGGUAUAGGAAGUGGCUGAUCACCACUCAGCUGGACCAGCCAGCUGCCAUUGUUGUGAAUCCUAAGCUAGGGCUUAUGUUCUGGACUGACCAGGGAAAAGUACCUAAAAUCGAGUCUGCCUGGAUGAAUGGUGAUCAUCGCAGCGUUCUGGUUACCGAGGACCUUGGCUGGCCAAAUGGCCUUUCCAUAGAUUAUGUGAAUGAUGACCGGAUCUAUUGGAGUGACUCCAAAGAAGAUGUUAUUGAAACGAUAAAAUAUGAUGGGACUGACAGGAGAGUCAUUAUAAAUGAAGCAAUGAAGCCUUUCACUCUGGACAUCUUUGAAGACCAAUUAUACUGGGUAGCCAAGGAAAAAGGAGAAGUGUGGAAACAAAACAAAUUUGGGAAAGGAAAAAAAGAGAAAGUGCUGGUAGUGAACCCUUGGCUCACUCAAGUUCGGAUCUUUCAUCAGCUGAGAUACAAUCAGUCAGUGUCCAACCCUUGUAAACAAGUCUGCAGCCACCUCUGUUUACUGAGACCAGGAGGAUACAGCUGUGCCUGUCCCCAAGGCUCCAACUUUAUAAGUGGCAGCGCUGUUGAGUGCGAUGCAGCCAGUGAACUUCCCAUCACCAUGCCUCCCCCAUGCAGGUGCAUGCACGGAGGAAGUUGCUAUUUUGAUGAGAAUGACCUCCCCAAAUGCAAGUGUUCUAGUGGCUACAAUGGAGACCACUGUGAGGUUGGGCUCUCGAGCGGCAUCCCUCCAGGGACAACGAUGGCUGUGCUGUUGACGUUCCUCUUGAUCAUCAUUAUUGGAGCUCUGGCACUUGUUGGAUUUUUCCAUUACAGGAAAACUGGCUCCCUUUUGCCUGCUCUGCCCAAGUUGCCAAGCUUAAGCAGUCUUGCCAAACCCUCUGAAAAUGGAAAUGGAGUGACUUUCAGAUCAGGGGCUGAUGUUAACAUGGACAUCGGAGUUUCUCCUUUUGGUCCCGAGUCUGCUAUUGACAGAUCCAUGGCAAUGAAUGAACACUUUGUCAUGGAAGUGGGGAAGCAGCCUGUGAUAUUUGAAAACCCAAUGUAUGCAUCCAAGGACAAUACUGUGAAAGUGGUCCUGCCAGCUCAGGUGGCUGUAUCAGAAAGUGUGGAAAACAAGAAUUAUGGGAGCCCCAUAGAUCCUUCUGAGAUAGUUCCAGAACCAAAGUCAACUUCCCCGGGUGCUGAUGGGGCUCAGGGCACAAAAUGGAGCAUCUUCAAACGAAAACCAAAACAAACUACCAACUUUGAAAAUCCAAUCUAUGCAGAGAUGGACAGUGAACAAAAGGAAAAUGUGUCUGUGGCCCCACCUCCAUCACCUUCUCUCCCUGCUAAACCUUCAAAAAGAGGUCCGACUCCAGGCUACGCUCCAACAGAAGACACUUUUAAAGACACUGCAAAUCUUGUUAAAGAAGAUUCUGAGGCAUAGCCGUGCCAGAUAUCUAGGGAAUAAUCAGAAACACACUUUUGCACAUAUAUUUUUUA
This is a messenger RNA of Nannospalax galili (Upper Galilee mountains blind mole rat), 13949 nucleotides long. It is a transcript of the gene Lrp2, whose product is annotated as LDL receptor related protein 2. Lineage: Eukaryota; Metazoa; Chordata; Mammalia; Rodentia; Spalacidae. The coding region runs from base 1 to 13893 and encodes 4630 amino acids. The transcript has 79 exons. The record is from RefSeq and is a predicted model, not a curated record. Gene Ontology annotation, molecular function: calcium ion binding; protein binding.